Messenger RNA from Dacryopinax primogenitus, 486 nucleotides. RefSeq lists its product as uncharacterized. The record is from RefSeq and is a predicted model, not a curated record. The transcript is spliced from 4 exons. Lineage: Eukaryota; Fungi; Basidiomycota; Dacrymycetes; Dacrymycetales; Dacrymycetaceae. The coding region runs from base 1 to 486 and encodes 161 amino acids.
AUGAGUUCUGCUCAACAAACGCCUGCGUACGACAUGACUGGAGAAGAUACCCAUCUCGACUUUCACCAAAGACUCGAUGCGGCUGCAGUCGACUCUGUCUUGAGGUCGUCCACUCCUCGAACGUCGUCAACCCAAACUGCUCGCCACUCCCACGAGGAGCAGGGCAAGCCGAAUAGGGCGAAGUUGAAGGCGGGCGUCAUUGACUUGACGGCGAGUGACGCGGAAGAGGACGUCCAACAAGUUGCUGUCAAAGUGGAGCCCGUCGACUCCAACGCUUCGCAAGACCCCAUGGCCGCCCUCAGCGAACGUUUCGAGACCAUGAUGGACGAGUCGCUAAGUAAGACGUGGCUGGUUCUCCAGCUACAGCGGCAACUGAAGGACAGUCGCGCGGAAACCGUACGUCUACGUGAGGAGAACGAUCGCCUUCGCCAAGCUUUGAGGAAUUUGGUGGAGCCUGUUACAGGGUCCGCUCCUUCUCAUCCCUAA